Paramisgurnus dabryanus is the source of this 2443-nucleotide messenger RNA. RefSeq names its product C-C motif chemokine 4-like. The record is from RefSeq and is a predicted model, not a curated record. NCBI's taxonomy places the organism in Eukaryota, Metazoa, Chordata, Actinopteri, Cypriniformes, Cobitidae. Gene Ontology annotation, molecular function: CCR chemokine receptor binding; chemokine activity. Gene Ontology annotation, cellular component: extracellular region. Gene Ontology annotation, biological process: cell chemotaxis; positive regulation of GTPase activity; antimicrobial humoral immune response mediated by antimicrobial peptide.
UCUGAAGAAUUUAUUCAUCUGUUUAUAUAUUUAAACUCAACAUCUGACUCUGCACAUUUACUUCACUCCUGCUUUGUGUUUAUGUUAUAAUAUAUAGAUCCUUUUACAGCUCACGUGAUCAAAUAGCCUGUGCGUGCAUUUAGGCAACAGAAGUGGUGUUAUUCCCCAUUGGUUCUAAAGUGUUAGCAACUCGGAAAGUUUAUUAAAACGGUUUCAAAAUGUCUGGGUGUUGCGUUUGGUUGCACUAAUAUAGUAUACUAAUAUACGUAUAUAUGUAUUUGGCCACUUUAUAUUUGGCCAUCUGCUAACGUCUUCUAUCCACUUCACUAUAGUACAUGGAUCUGGUAGCUGUGUUGAAAAAGUUGAUAAAGUCAACUUUUUCAAAUAACUUUCUCUGUCUUUGUUGCUUCACUGCUGAUUCUUGUUGUACUUCCGUUGCCUAAAUGCAUGCGCAUACGCUGCCACGUCAUCAUUGUGUACAAACAGUAAAAGGGUCUAUACAGUUAUGUUCAAAAUAAUAGCAGUGUACUAAUACAAGUGAAUAAAGCAGAGUUUAUUUCCAUAUUUCAAAUGUAUUAAAAACAUUACACAUUCAAUAACAAAUCAAAACAUUAGCAUAAUUUACAAGUUUGUCUUGUUUUUUUUUUAAAGGGAAUCAAAUGAAAUAAAUAUAAAGCUGUUCAAAAAAUACCAGUGUCAACAUUUUUCUCUGUAGACACUUAAAACUGAAGACAUUUUAAUUUCACUUUAAACUAUUGAAUUAUCACCUGACAAAAGAGAAAGCAACAUUUUCUGAAGCACGUUUUCAGUGAAUUAAAAAAAGUAUCUUAUUCAUAUAGGAGGGGAAGUGGAAAUAUUAAAAAAAUAGAAAAGGGAAAAUGAAAUAACAUUGGUUACAAUAAUGUUAAUACUCAGAAAUUGAUUUACAUGAAUAUGGGGAAAUUUGAAGACAAACUUUUGCUGCCUUAAAAUUUGAUGUACAAUAAAAAUGGCUGCACAAAUAAUUUUAUUACAUUAACACAUUUGUCAUACGGUUUUAUCCACAGUGACUUACAAUACAGUGAGUGCAUUAGGAGUGCGUUUGAACCCAUGACCUUUUACACUGCUGAUGCAAUGCUACCACUGAGAUAUACAGUGAUAUAUUAUUUUAAUAUAAUACGUUCAAUUUUUUUCUAGUGUAAAUUAUAAAAUAUUAAAAUGCCUUAAAAUAUUUUGAUGAGUUAAUGUAAAAGCAUAAGUUGCCAUGACUUAAUGAUAAUAUUAUUUUUACAGUGCACACCUGAAACAUGUUGUGAGGACACUUUUAUGUAUUUUUAUGUUUCCCAGUGUUUUGUUCAAAGACCUGAUGAUGACCUUAAGCAGUAUGUGUUGUUGUUCAAAGUCUAAUGUAGAUGUGUUACUAAUCUUAAUUGUGACACCAAUCUUUGUUGUUGUUUACUGUUCAGAACAACACAGAAAUGUGUCACAAUGCAUUUGUUGUAUUUUUGUCUGCUUUAUUUUUUUCUAUGCGGAGUCACUUCUCUAAUCUACACCAGCACUUUAUUCAUCUUUUCAAGUUGUCUGACAGUACAUAAAGAGUAUAUUUAUACAACAUUGAAGAGAUGUGAUUCAUAAAGUUAGAUGUGAUUCAAAAAUAUCUGGUGGAUGUCUCUCACUGUAAAAAUAUAAAUUAAAUAAAUAUUUAAAUGACACUUUUUUGCUGACUAAAACUAACUUGAAAAACUUGCAGACAGCACGUUUUUCCACAAAUAAACUGGUCCAGUUCUUCUUAGUAUAACAAAAAGUAAAAAAAGGAAGAGAAAGAAUCUCAUUCAACAGUGUAUGUUGAUACUUAGAAAUGGAUUUAGAUGAAUAUCUGUUAGAGGAAGAUCUCUACUGUUGUGUAUAUAAGAAGAUGUUCAGAUGAUAUUCUUCACACAUCAAUCUCUCAUCCAUCUCUGAGAUCUUGAAGCUCAACACAACUUCUCCAGGAUUCAUUUCUUCACAUCAUCUAAAACAAUGAGACAUCUGAUGGCUUUGAUGUUUCUGGUGAUCUUCUGUUCUCUGCAGCUGACUACAAGUGCUCCAGCUGCCUUGGACAAGUCAAUAUGCUGUUAUGAGUUCAGCAAUGCAGCGAUUCCCCUGAAACUGGUGAAGUCGUUUUACAGGACCUCCAGCAAAUGCUCCAAACCAGCCAUUGUGUUUGAGACUGACAAAAGGUUGAUCUGUGUAGAUCCAGAAACCAGCUGGGUGAGCAAGCACAUCGCUAAAGUGGAUAUGAAAACUUCAACUAGCACAACAACUACAAUUACUACAGUACAAAAACCUAAACCAACACAGUCUUUAUAAUCUGUCUAAACUAAACAUCUGAUCUAACAUUGUACAUACUGUAUACUUUACUCUUACUUAUGUUCUUAUUUGGAAAUGAUUUACUGUAUGAUGACAAUAUUUUUACUAAAUAUUA